Humulus lupulus (European hop) is the source of this 1231-nucleotide messenger RNA. Its product is annotated as protein STRICTOSIDINE SYNTHASE-LIKE 12-like. Bases 40 to 1059 code for a protein of 339 amino acids. Lineage: Eukaryota; Viridiplantae; Streptophyta; Magnoliopsida; Rosales; Cannabaceae. Gene Ontology annotation, molecular function: strictosidine synthase activity. The transcript has 3 exons. The record is from RefSeq and is a predicted model, not a curated record. Gene Ontology annotation, biological process: biosynthetic process.
GUUCUUCACUACCUUUCGAAGUAAAAAACAAAGUAUAACAUGGUUUCCAUAAUUGUCAUUAUCUUUCUCUUCUCUUUUCCAACCAUAGUUCUUUCCCAACCUAACUUUAAUUUUACCAAGGUAGAUUUGCCAUCAACUUCGGUAGGUCCUGAAAGUAUAACUUUUGACUCCAAAUACGGUGAAGAACCCUAUUAUACAGGUAUAUCUGAUGGUAGAAUUAUCAAAUAUGAUGGAGCUAAUGGGUUUGUAGAUUAUGCCUUCACUGUCCCCAAUAGGUCAAAGGAAGAAUGUGAUGGAAUUGGAAUCAAUAGACCUGAUUUGGGGCCUACAUGUGGGAGGCCAAUGGGUAUAGGGUUCAACCUUAACACAAAGCAACUUUAUGUUGCAGAUGCUUAUAAAGGAUUCCUUGUGGUUGGUCCUAAUGGAGGACUUGCAACCACAAUCGCCUCUGCUGUAGAAGGGGUGCCCUUCAAAUUACCUACUGGUUUGGAUGUUGAUCAAUCUAAUGGGGUUGUAUACUUUACUGAUGCUAGUUCUCAAUAUUCCCAAAGCCAAAUUCAAGUGGCAAUCGAUGCUGGUGAUGCAACUGGAAGAUUACUAAAAUAUGAUCCUAAUACCCAACAAGUUACAGUGUUACUAAAAGACCUUUCAGGGGCAGGUGGCACAUCGGUAAGUACAGAUGGAUCAUUCGUGCUAGUGUCUGAGUUCAUAGCUCAGAGAAUUCAGAAGUUUUGGCUGACAGGUCCCAAAGCUUUGACUUCUGAAGUUUUAAUCACUUUUCAAGGAAGACCUGUUAAUAUUAAGAAGACCCUAUUAGGAGAUUUCUGGGUGGCUGUGAACAUGAAAAGCAAUACUACAACAAAUGGGUCUUCAAGUGCAACUGCUACUUUAAACAUGGUUCCAAUAGGAAUAAAAAUCAAUGCAACUGGUAACAUCUUAAGGACUGUGGUUCUUACAGAGUUUUAUGGCAAUGUCAAUAUUACUGAUUUUCAACAACGUAACAGGCAGUUUUAUGUUGGUAGUCUAUGGACUGACUUCCUUGGUCGUUUAAGCAUAUAACUAAUAAGGGUUAUUAAUAACUACUAUAUAUCUAUAUGUGUGUUCACAUAUGCAUACAUAUAUACACCUUAUAUUCGUGUAAUCUUUGUUGUUAUAAGUUGUUCUUGUAUGUUUAAUGUGUGAUAUCUAUCUAUAACGUAUAUAAGAGGUGAAAGCAACAUAUUUUGUUCAA